AUGCAUAUGUGCCGAGAUUCUGACUGGCAUUUUGUGGAUGCUGUUGACAGGCAGAAUAUGUCUCCAUUUGGAGCCAAACCACCGGAAGGUCGCGGGUUCUCGCAUUCGACCAUCAUGCUGUACUUUCAAAAGCACUCCCAAGACUUGCGAUGGUUGGACCGUUCAUCUGUAAAGUUUGCUGUGCAAACUCCUCAGAGUUCUAGUCUAGAUAAUAGCAGAUUUUGUGGAGCAUCUAGCUGCGAUGAAACGAGACGAGUGAAAACGCAACUUCUUCCCCCUUUACAACUCCCCUCUUUUAUUGGCUUAUUGGCGCAGACAGCUGUCUUCAAAUGUCCACAGGGUGAGACCGACAUAGCGCCGGCAAGGAAUGCAAAUGUUCCUGGGCUUCUUCUUCUACCACCUCCUUCCUCCCGGCAAGACCUCUUGUUGCCAGACGUUUGUACAGGCAGUAUUUACGUGCUCUAUACGAAAGAGCAUCUGGUGACCACCAUGCAUCAGUGGGGAAUUUCUAGUCCCGAGUAUAGCACACUUAUCACAAAGUUCGGAGCUAUGUUUGUUGCUGGUCUUGUCGCUCUCGCCUUUGGUGUGUCUGCCCUCCCGGCGUCCAUCGACUUUGGAAGUCUUCCCGAAGGCUUUACCGUCGUGGAUGGUUCGAUUCGCCCAGUUUCUGGUGGAACUCUUGGCAUCUAUAUCCCUCGUUCUGAUGUUACACCCCCCGCUGGUUUCAACAUGGAAAUCGAUAUUUUACAGAAUGUUGACCUUUUUCCAGUGGUGUCAAUGGAAGUGGUUGCCCUGCUGGAUCCGCCUACUAUGUCUUGA
This is a messenger RNA of Acaulospora colombiana, 819 nucleotides long. Lineage: Eukaryota; Fungi; Glomeromycota; Glomeromycetes; Diversisporales; Acaulosporaceae. The record is from the annotation of a GenBank genome assembly.